Bursaphelenchus xylophilus (pine wood nematode) is the source of this 7875-nucleotide messenger RNA. The record is from the annotation of a GenBank genome assembly. Lineage: Eukaryota; Metazoa; Nematoda; Chromadorea; Rhabditida; Aphelenchoididae.
AUGGGGGAGAAGAACGGGAAGUCGAAACUGCCCGAGAAGUCGACCGACUUCGUCGACGACGGUGUUUAUAGACAGACUGGAGUCGAGAAAUGGGUCAACACAUUGCUGUGCAGAGGCGAUCUGGCCAAGGAAUCGUUUCAAGCGAAGCCGGUGGGAGUCUUGGACUUGGUGAGUCAUCAUUUUUUGUCAAAAUUAUUUUGUUUCCAAUCUGGUUCCAGUUCAAAUACGCCGAGGAACAUGAUCGACUUCUAAUCCUAAUCGGUCUCACUUCAUCCAUCAUUACUGGUGCCGUUCAGGCGCUGGUUGCCGUCAUGGCCGGCAAGUUGGCGACAGCUUUGAUUGAGAGCGAUCAGGGGGUAAAUUUUGAAUUUUUAAUUGCCAGUUUUUCGAAAAAAACUUUAAAAAUUCUUGAAAAUUAUGGGUGACAUGUUAUACGAUGAAAAAAAUUUGAAAUGUUUUCAUCGUAUAACAUGUCACACUCAUUUUUUCAUUUAAAAAAAUGUGUCAUCGUAUAAAAUGCCACCUUUCAUUUUGAAAAAAUGAAAAAAUUUUCAUGUUUUUUGAAAAAAAUGGGACUCUUCGGGAAGGCGGGCCUCUUCGAAAAAUAGGGCCUCUUCACCUGCAACGAAAUUUUUUAAAAUCAAAUAAAAAUCAAUUUUCGGUUGCCCGUUUUUCAAAAAAAUUUUAAAAAAACUUGAAAAUGACAUGUUAUACAAUGGAAAAAAAUUUGAAAUUUUUUCAUCGUAUAAGAUGUCACUAUCAUUUUUUCACUCAAAAAGUUGUGUCAUCAUAUAAAAUGUCACCUUUCAUUUUGAAAAAAAUGAAAAAAAUUUUAUGUUUUUUUUGAGAAAAGUGGGACUCUUCGGCAAGGCGGGACUCUUCGCCUGCGACAAAAUUUUUUAAAAUCAAAAAAAAAACCAUUUCAGAAAAUAACGAAAGACGAAAUGUGGGACCGCGGUUUUUUCAUGGUAAAAAUGAACAUUUGCGUUGGAGUAAUUGUCAUCGCGACCUCGCUGAUAACGAACUACUGCUUCAAGUUGGCGGCGAAAAAUAUUGCAGCGCAUUUGCGAAGUCGGUUCAUAAAAUCGAUCCUGCGACAAGAUGCGCAAUGGUUCGAUCAGCAAAAGUUUGGAGCGUUGAACACACAGCUCAACGAGUAAGUGAAUGCAAUUAGGUUUAACGCCAAUUGCAGCAACAUUUCUCGGAUUCAUGAUGGAAUUGGGGACAAAGUUGGACUCCUUAUCAGAUGCAUGUGCCAGUUGAUUGUCACUUUGAUUGUUUGUUUUGUGAUCGAUUGGCGAAUCACGGCGUCGAUGAUUGUCUCCGCCCCAUUGUCUUGUCUGAUCAUGUCGUCAAUGGCGAGGGUAAGGCCAGGUUUUAUCAAAAAACGAAAAAAAUUUGGAGAGUAAUUAAAAUAUUGUCAGCCUGUCGGGAAAAUAAUGAGCACAAGAAUAGCAUCGCAAUAUUGUAUCGCGGAAAAAUCAAAUUUCUUUUCACUUCAGCGACGUGAUUGGCGCAGCGACAUUGUGCUCAUUAUUUUCCCGACAGACUGACAAGACAUGUACGAAACUUCUAAACCGCGCUUUGCAGAAACGACAGAGAUCUUUAGGUUGAAAAGAAAAAAUUGUCGCACCGAACCAUCGCUCCGAAAUCGUUCGGUGAUUUUUCGUUAGCGCAAAAACUUCAAAAUUCACCCUGCAGAAUGAUGUUUCUGGGUCAAAAUGCACACUAAAGAUCAGCGAUUUUCGCAGCGACACACCAUAACCGCACCGUGCAAAUUAUCAUUCCUUAGUCGCGUGAUAUUUGCGAUACGCCCGGUGAAAAGACAACAGCACCGUGCAAUCGGCUUUUUCGAGUUUUGCUCGCACUCUGACUCUCUUUUUCACAUUGUAUGUCGUAAAAAUCACCUCAGCAACUUUACGAACAGACUUGUGACAGGAUUUUUUGCCCCGAGUUGUACGUCGCGGCGAUCUUCGAAUUACACAGUGCAAAAGCGAAAUGCACAGUGCGAAAAGCUUUGCGACAAAAAGUCCACGCACUUUUGAGAAAUCGUCGCAAAAAACCGAUUUUUUCAGAUGAUCAGCAGUUCCACUGCCAAGCAGCUUCCGCUUCUGGACAAGUCCGGCGCAAUUCUUCAAGAGACCAUCAUGAAUGUAAAGACGGUCCAGUCCUGUAAUGGCCAACAAGAGAUGAUCAAAAAAUACCAUGACUCGUUGCUCGCCGCUCGCAUUCACGGGAUUUUGAUUGGGGUUUGGCAGGGACUGUUCGACGGGAUGUUCUUCGUUGUGAUCUAUGUGUUCUUCGCGAUUGGCCUAGUUUACGGCGGAUACCUGUAUUACAUGGACGAGAUCGCCUCGGGCGAUGUGUUUAUCAUCACGACAAUGUUGACGAUGAGUGUGUAUUUUGUGGGCUUUAUUAGCCCGCAUAUCAUGUCCGUUUUCAAGGCCCGAGUUUCGGCUGCGAUUAUUUAUCAGCAAAUUGAGCGGGUAAGAGAGGAAAAACUAUUAUAAAAAGGUGAUAUUUUAUCUCUCUAGAUACCCGAUAUCGAUUGCUACAACGACUACGGAGAAGAACUGCCAAACUGUAAAGGACAUAUCAAAUUUGAAGAUGUGAAGUUCGCAUAUCCAAACAGGAAAGAUCGACAAGUUUUGAAGGGCGUGACUUGGGAAGCCCGACCUUCAGAGACCGUGGCGUUGGUUGGGCAUAGUGGGUGUGGUAAAAGCACAUCAGUAAGUCCUCCUUUACUGGUGUUGAUGAUCGAGCUACGACCUUUAAUUUUGUAAACAUUUGGCACAAAUUUUUAUUAGAAAAAUAUCGGCAAUCAUUUGGCUUCCGAACGCAAAACCUAUGACAUUUGGAAGAGCAUAAAUAGAGCAUGUACAACGCAAGAAAAAAGCCCAAUUGGCCAUAGGUCACAAUUUUGGCCCAAACAAAAAAUUUCUUAUUUCCGGUGCCAUUUUGUCAGUCUGUCGGGAAAAUAAUGAGCUCUCUGUUGCAUCAAAAAUAUCAUCGCCGUCGAGAAAAUGAAUCGUGUCGUGAAAAAAUUACAUUGCUUUCACUUCAACGACGUGAUUGGUUGCAGCCAGAAAUUGCCACGGCUCCGAGCCGGGAGCCAGAGCCGGAGUCGGAAAUUUUGGGGUCGCCUCCGGCUCCCGAGCCCAAAGUCGGAGCUAGGCUUCCCAGCGCACGUCAAACUGAGAUAAGCUAAAACAGUCCGGUGAAUGGAUUGGCAAUUUGCCAAAAAAAGACGCGAAAAAACGUUUUGUCGGGGAAGAAAUGGGGAAUUUUCGGGGCGAGAGAGUACGCUUUUGCGUGUCUUUUUUCUCUCUUUCUCUGGAAAUCAAGACGAAAUGUAAAAAACCGAUAGCGAAGAGUCUAUUCCGGUCACCGGACUCCUCAGUUUGACGUGCAGCGGUCAGAAAAGUAAAAAUUUCGUUAUUUUGGCAAACCAAAUUGCUUGGAAAACACUGCGGAGGAUGUGACUUGACUGCAAAAACGUUGGCUGUAUGAUCUCUGGCACUAAUAACGUUUAUUUUUGAAAAAAUGUUUAAAAAAAUUUUGCAUAGGAGCCGGGAUUCGGAGCCGGAGGACUUUUUAAAUUUUUCACGGAACCGAGAGCCGGAGCCAAAAAUUUUGACCGUGGAAAUCUCUGGUUGCAACAUCGUGCUCAUUAUUUUCCCGACACACUGAUUUAGGCUGUCACACAGUCAUCGAAAGCGUGUUGGAGUGGCCGAAUGGAAGUGAUCUCGCGUCUUGAGCGGCAAAUUUUUUUGCUUUGAAAAGAUAGUCAUACCUUUAAAGCGGAAGUUAAAAUUCAUCAAGUGUGUUUUUUGGACUGUAUUUUCUCAGUGACCAUAGCUCGUCUACCGUAAAAAAGAGCCAAUAAAAUUUGCGGAGCUAAUAAAACUUGCAGACAGUAAACAAUAUGUAAUUCGUUUGCAAAAAAAUUUUGCUGACAUCUGAAGUUGCCAAGCUCAUCUCUUCCAGAUCUCUCUGCUCACCCGCCUCUACGACGUGACCGCCGGCAAGAUCACCAUCGACGGAGUGGACAUUCGGAACCUCAAGAUCACCACUCUCCGUCAAAUCAUCGGCAUCGUCCAACAAGAGCCCGUCCUCUUCAACGGGAGUAUCUUCGAAAACAUUAAGCUCGGAGACGACUCGAUCACAAUGGACAAGGCCGAGCGGGCUUGUCGAAUGGCCAAUGCUCACGACUUUAUCCAAAAACUGGAGCACGGCUACAACACCAACAUUGGGAGUGGGGAAAUCCAGCUUUCCGGCGGGCAAAAGCAGCGAAUUGCGAUCGCCCGCGCCAUCGUCAACAACCCACCGAUCCUGCUGCUGGACGAGGCCACGUCGGCGUUGGAUGCGGAGAGCGAAAUCCACGUGCAGCAGGCGCUGAAGCACGCAACCCAAGGCCGCACCACCAUCGUCAUCGCGCAUCGGCUGUCGACGUUGCGGGACGUGCAGAAAAUCAUCGUGUACGACAGCGGCGCGGUCGUGGAGAUUGGCUCGCAUGUGGAGCUGAGCGAAAAGGAGGGCGGCCUGUAUUCGUCGCUGGUGAAACACCAACAGUUCAAGAGUGUGGACAAGGAGCAAACAAAUGAAGAGCCGAUGGUGAUGAAGAGAAAGGAGACGCUGAGAGGGUCCUCCUUGAUGUCCAGAGAUAGUGUCAGUGUGCCGGAUCUGGGCGGUAAGUUUAGUUGUGAAGUGUGUCGGGAAAAUAAUGGGCAAAAUCCAAAAUCUCCACAAAUUCUCAUCCCCCAAUUUUCAGCCGAGAUAGCAGCCGAAGAGCCCGAAUAUACGGACCGUAAGCCUCGAUAUGGCCUACUCACUCUCUACAAAAAUUGCCAAGGAGAGUAUGUAAAGUUCAUAACCGGCGCCAUUUUUUGCUGUGUUCGCGGAAUGGAGCUGGUCUUUUAUGUCGUUGGGCUUACUUUAUUGUUCGAUGCAUUCCGCAACAAAGAAGUGCCAUGGGAGCAGUUCGCUGUAGGGUUGGAGCUGGUUGGUUGGUUCAACGUCGCCCUCGGAUUUUAUGCGCUGAUCGCGAUUCUUGGGAGUGUAUGUUGAUUUUCAAGGAAGUAGAUGAUUUUUGGGCCGUGAAAUCGUUUUUUUGGCGCUACGAGGGUCGAUGAUACUUUUGGUCGUAUCGAUUGGUCGUUGUAUGCAUGAAGGAGGCCAGAAGAAAGCUUGGUUAAAAGAAAUAAUGAGAUUGAUCGAGUCCUAAGAUAGUAUAUCACCUAUUUUAAGCUUUUUAUUAUACAUCCUUUACUCCAAUAGUAUCCAAAUAAAACCUUUGGAUCUCCGUUUUUGGCUGCAAGUUUUGUUCUUUUCUAUAAAUAGGUUACAAUAGCUCAGGGUGAAGAAAACUAAAAUUAGCAAUAUCAAAAAUUAGAAAAAUCGGUUUCUAAGUCUUUGCCAAGUCUCCGCCGAGCAUCCAACGGCUUUGCCAGGCUUCGUAGGCAGCCCCUACACCCUUUUUGGGGCCUCCACUUGUUCUACGCCUCAUAUCGAUCAAUUUUAUUUUAACCGGAACUGUAGUCGACCCGAAAAGUCGCCCCUUUUUUACAUUACUUCUUUAUAAAAACACCAAUACCAUUCCAUUCCAGCUGGCUUUCCUCAACUGGGCCGGAGAGAAUGUCCUGAUCAAGCUGAAGGUCCGCGCUUUGUCCACCAUCCUGUCGCAAGGUGCCGCCUACUUCGACCGACCUCAAACCUCCCCACCGAAACUCGUCCAACGCAUCACCAACGACAGUCUGAACUGCAAGGCCGCGAUGGACAUCCGCCUCUACCACGUGCUGAACAACGCGUUCUGUACAUUUAUGCAGUUCAUUGUGACGUUCGCCAUGUCCUGGCAUAUCGGCGUGGUGGGGACCAUUCUGUACAUCGCCAUCUUGGCCGUUCUGGGAUGUAUGGCGCGCAUGAUGCAGGAUGGAAUCCGCGCGGUCCAGAAACGCGAUGACAGCCCGAAACUGGCGGUGGAGAUCAUCGAAAACACCAAGACUAUCCAGCUGCUGACUAGAGAGAAAUACUUUGCGGAAAAGUAUGACCAAAGUCUUGAAGCGCCGGAAAGUGAGGAGAAAAAAGUGAGUUUGAUGAAAACAAAGUACUUUUUGAUCAAACAUGACACAAAUUUAAAAUAGUUUUUUCAGAGACAUAUAGGUUCUUAGUACCUUGCAGAAAUGACCGAGAUUUUUAGGUGAAAAAAGUGGGAAAAAAUUGGUUUUUCCACGAAUUUUGGUAUGAAACGCUUAUUAAUUAUGCCUAAUUCUAUUGUAAAGAGCAGUGCUUCCGUAAAGGUUCCGCAGAGCGGCCACCACCUCCAAAAAAUCAAGUCUUUUGAAAAUGAGAAGCGCGCAACCUGCGGAGGAUAUGUUAUACGAUGAAAAGUUGGCUAGGUGCAGACUGGGUUAAGCCUAUUUUAAGUUUUGCGUAAGCUUAGAUAUCCCCUUACAAUUUUAGACUUAUUUCUACUGCCUCACCACUCUCCGAGCUUUGCGUAUUCUCUCUACAGCAAAGGUGGUUGAAUAUCUGAGCUGCCGCUGCAAAGCGCGAGCUGAAAUUUUUGGGAAUGCAUAUGUGGCAUAUGCCCAAAAUGUGUGAAAAGUUAAUAGAAAAUCUUAGAGACGCAUCCGGGAUCUCAGCCUCUCGGGAAAAUAAUGUGGAUUUGUCGUAGCAAAAUAUCUCGCCUCAUCGCUCGUACACUAAAUCUCCAGCCGUCGCAAGGCGAUGAUGGGCCCGAGAAAUCCACAUUAUUUUCCCGACGGACUGAUAGUCCUCUUGUUAUCGCAUUUUAGGUGAUAUGGGCCGACUCCGUCACCUUCAGCAUCACCCAAUCGGCCAUGUAUCUCAGUGACGUCAUUUGUUACUCCUGCGCCUUGUGGAUGAUUUAUUAUUGGGACGCGGAUGUCACCAGGAUGUUCAUGUAAGACGGGAAAAACUUAAGUAAGAAGUUCUUUUUCUAGGGCCUGCAACACGAUGAGCACCAUGUCCUGGUCGAUCCUGUUCAUCAGCAUCUCCCUGGUGGAGAUGAUGCACGCGGCGCCGGCGACCAACUCGCUCUUCUCCAUCUUCGGCGAAGACCUUUGCGUGGACGCGAACGAGGAGUACGGCGAGACGCCCAAAGUCAUGGGGAAUGUGGUAGCGGAGAAGGUCUUCUUUUCGUAUCCCACCCGUCCCGACAUCACCGUUACCAACGGGCUGAAUGUCAAAGCUUUGGCUGGGGAGACUAUAGCGUUGGUGGGGCCAAGUGGCGGUGGAAAAAGUACGAUUAUCAAUCUUUUGCAACGAUUUUAUGAGCCCAAGUCCGGCAAUGUGAGUGUGGAUGGGAACGCGAUCAACAGCUUCAAGUUGUCCUAUCUUCGCUCUGAAAUGGCGUUAGUAGGACAAGAGCCAGUGCUAUUUUCGGGCACUAUAUAUGAGAACGCCACACUGGGGAUGGAAGACGUCGAUCCGCAUUGGGUAAUGGAGGCAUUCGAGCUGGCGAACGCCAAGAAAUUCAUCGAAAACCUCCCCGAAGGCUAUGACACAGAAGUCGGCGAGAAAGGCGCGCAAUUGUCCGGAGGGCAGAAGCAACGCGUCGCCAUCGCCAGAGCAUUGGUCCGACGGCCCAAAAUCCUGCUGCUGGACGAAGCCACGUCCGCGCUGGAUGCGGAAAGUGAGCGCGCCGUGCAGCAGGCGCUCGACACGGCGGCCAGCGGCCGCACCUGCAUCACCAUCGCGCACCGGCUGUCCUCGAUUCAGCAUGCUGAUAAAAUAUAUUUCAUCUCGAAUGGAAGGGUGACCGAGGUCGGCACUCACGCCGAAUUGAUGAAUGCCGAUGGCGCGUACGCGGAUAUGAUACGAAAACAGGAUCUUCAGUCUACAGCUGAGAAUUGA